This is a messenger RNA of Humulus lupulus (European hop), 786 nucleotides long. RefSeq lists its product as uncharacterized. Lineage: Eukaryota; Viridiplantae; Streptophyta; Magnoliopsida; Rosales; Cannabaceae. The coding region runs from base 1 to 786 and encodes 261 amino acids. The record is from RefSeq and is a predicted model, not a curated record. The transcript has a single exon.
AUGGAAGGUUUUUUCAGGCGUAUUUGGAAGACGUUGGGGGUGGAUAAAAUUGGUUUGCUGAAACAUGGCCUCUUUAUUGUGAGAUUUACUUCUAUGGAGAACAGAGAUAAGGUGCUUGCAGGUGGAUACUAUUUUUUUGAUAGGAAACCUCUGAUGAUUAAAGCAUGGGACCCGAAUGUAUGUUUGCAGAAGGAUGACAUUCGUUCGAUACCCAUUUGGAUCCAAAUCCAUAAUCUGGAUCUAAUAUACUGGGGUACUCGAUCCUUAUUCAAGAUUGUUGGGCAGAUUGGUAAACCCCUUAGAGAAUAUUUGGCCACCAAAAACAGGGAUCGCUUACAGUUUGCAAGAGUGAUGGUGGAGGUUAGUGUGUCUCAAGCUUUUCCAUCGUCUAUUAGCUUUAUGAAUGAAAGUUCUGAAUUGAUAUGCCUAGACAUUCACUAUGAAUGGAAACCUACCUUCUGUUCGAAAUGUAAAUCAAUGGGACAUGAUGAUAUGGUCUGUCGCAAGCAGCAGCAAAAUGGUUCUCAAGUGACAUCAGUGUGGAAGCCUAAAAGUGGUGCUCCUGUAACUGAGGAGCAAAGCAAGGAAAUCCCAGCUGUUUUGGGAACUUCAGAUAGUCCUGGUGUGGAGACUGAUAACACUACGAGAGACCAUGGACUGGAUAAGGAUGGUUUUCAGGUUGUUCAUAAAACUAGAAAGGUGCUCAAAAAGAAGGAGCAAUCUGUAAAUAUUGGCAAUACUUUUGGAAUUCUUAAGGAUACAGCAGAAGACUUACAAUUUGGGUAG